UGCUAGAUUUUAUAAUUAUUUUAAUUAUCUAAUUUGCUUCGAUUUUAAUGGAUAAACAAUAAUGAAAAUUGAAAUGACAAACAUAGAUUUACAUGUGACUAUUUAAAAGACCCGUAUAAUCUGCUCUGUUUUAUUAAUUAUAAAAAUUCAUAUUUCUAAUACAGGAUAUUUUACCUUCCGAAUGUUUGUUCAAUAUAUAUAUCGUUUUUGAGAGAUUUAGGAAAAGAAAUGUAUUCUUUUGAGGGUGAUUUUAGACGAAAACCACAACAAAAUUUUGGUGGUGCAAGUGCUCAUCGUAAGACUGAUAGGGAUGCUCUUAUAUUGCAGUCCCAACAACAAAGACAAAAAAGAGAAGAACACAGAAAAAGGUUGCAUAGUACUGUAAAAAUACAGGCAUAUGUUCGGAGCUAUCUUAUUAGAAAACAUUGUAAACAAAUACAAAGAGACCAAUUUGAUUCAAUUUUUACAAAGAUAACUAGCGAUAACCAGAGUUUAGGACCUCUUCUUGCAAAACUUUUGUUUUUUUAUGACGGUGUAAAGGAUUCAUCAAGAUUGGUGGCCAUUUCUCAACUACUACUUAAGCAAUGGAAAAAUAUUGUACAAAAUAAUGGCUAUUUAAUACAAAUAAGAAGAUUGCUUCCUCUACAUUUACAACUGUUAAGAGAUGAUACAGAGAUACCACUUGCAGUACCACUUAGAAUGUUUGAAGUGUUCACAUCGAUGCAGAGUGUGGAAUCAUUUACGAAUCACAAUGAAGCUCUUAAGAAAUUGGGUUCAACAUUUUUGUAUCUUAUUAAAAGAGGUUUCUUUAAGAGUUUAAAACAUUUGCUGUGCCAAAAAGCCCCACCUCUGCUUGGGGCAUCUCCUAAUCCACCGACUCCAAUGUGUGGAGCUAUUCUGGACCUCGUACAGAGACCUUUAGAGUUAGCCACCUGUGUCAAUGAUCUAAAGGACUAUGAAGACACAAUGAUGACAGAAUUUGCUGAAGCAUUCCUAUGUAAUCCAUAUCCUGAACCCGUCGAGAUGUAUGUGUUGCCAGCUUUGGCACAGGACACCGUUAGACGGUUUCCUUUCGUGUCGCUAAUCCGAUGUUUAGUCGACGACAAUAAGUUUAAAAGUGGGAAAAUUGUCAAUGACUCUUGGUUACUACAUUCUGUUUUAACAUUGGAACCGCCAGGAUUUGCUGAUGAUAUGGUCAAAACAUAUAAGACAAGACUGCCAAAUAAUCCAAUAGUUAUAGAAUAUAUUAAAGUGAUAGCUAAAUUAACUGUCAACGUAUGUAAUAAGCAAAUAACAUAUGACUACGAGGAUUCGCUUUAUAGCCAAGAAACGGCUGCUGACAACGAUGAUGACAGUGAUAGUGAUGAUGAACCGAAUCCUACGUCAGUGAGGGAGCAGACCCUUCUCACCAAGUGUAUAGAACUCCUGAAUGACCCCGACAGAUGUGUGAUGAUGGCAUGCUCUCAGAUACUUGAAUCUGACUUGACCACGGAUUUCCUUGAUUCGGUUACGAAAAUAUGCCACAAUCUGCUACUGAGCCACAGGAUGGCGUUACAUAAGUACAGGUUGCUAUACACUCUGGCGUUUAAGCCGAACUUCGUGCGCGGCGUGUGGGAGUGGCUAUGCGGCAUGACGCACGAGUCGUCGUUCGGCGGCGCGGCCACGCCCCUUUUGGCGGCGCUUUCACGUGGUAUCGGCGCGGACACCGCCGCUGUUGGCGUCACACGCCUGCUCGCGCCGCUAGCGGUGUUCUGCGCGCUCUUCUCGCUGCUUAUCGGGACGUUGCACGAUACGGAAUUCUUCAGGGCAGACGGUGUGGAGGAUAUGAGUGUGGACGACACCCCUUCCUCGACCGCCGGUGGACGAGUCCACGCGUUCGACUUCUCCGAGCUGGGCGGCAUCUGCAGCGUGCUGAAGCAGGUCUGCCUCGGCCUGGUGGAGCUGGCGUACCCGGAGUCCAGGCCGACCAUUGUGGGACAAUACAAGGACGCGGUCGGCGCAGCGCACGGACAUGAGAAGAAUCAUACGCCCACUUGGGCUCAUCUAUUCAAGGUUUGCACGCAACUGCUGCGUGCACUAUACGGGCGGGACGCGCGGCUUCACUUCUGUACGUCGGAGUGGGCGGCGGGCGCGUCGCUGGCCGCGGACCUGCCCGGCGCUCGCCCGCGCCCCCCGCGCGCCGCGCCGCUUCGCCCGCUCGCCCGCGCCAUAAACCGGCAUGAAGGACCUCCGCUGACUAUAAAGGAGCUCAGAACGGUGACAAUAUUGAGGGAAAUACCGUUCGUCGUUCCAUUUGCCACACGAGUGCUCAUAUUCCAAGAUCUACUACUCAAAGAGAAACACGACCACCUAUACGAGAUGGCGAACUUUAACGAGGGCCCGCUCAUCACCAUCAGCGUCCGCCGUACGCAUCUAUACGAGGACGCCUUCGACAAACUCAGCCCUGAAAACGAGCCGGACUUGAAGUUGAAGUUACGUGUUCAGCUGAUCAACCAGGCGGGCGCGGAGGAGCCCGGCGUCGACGGUGGCGGACUCUCGCGAGAGUUCCUCUCUGAGCUUGUCAAAUCGGCGUUCGAUCCGAACCGCGGUUUGUUCCGUCUGACAAACGACAACAUGCUGUACCCCAACCCCGGCGUCCAACUGCUGUAUAACGACUUCCCCAGACACUACUACUUCGUCGGCAGGAUCGUUGGCAAGGUACUAUACGAAAACCUUCUCGUAGACCUGCCUCUAGCGGAGUUCUUCCUGUCGAAGUUAUGUUCUGGUCGCGAGGCGGACGUACACGCACUGGCGUCGCUUGACCCCGCCCUAUACCGCGGGCUGCUGCAGCUGCGCGCUCAUCGCGGCGAGGUCAACGACCUCAACCUGGACUUUACCAUCGUGGUUGAUGAGCUGGGCGAGCAGCGGAUAGAAGAAUUGAAACCAGGCGGGUCAAACAUUCCCGUGACGGCUGAGAAUAGAAUAGAAUAUUUCCAUUUAGUAGCAGAUUAUAAAUUAAAUAGACAAAUUCGGGCACAGUGCAACGCUUUCAAGAGCGGUCUAACGUCAGUGGUGAACGCGGAGUGGCUGCGCAUGUUCUCCACGCGGGAGCUACAGCUGCUGAUAUCGGGCGCCGAAGUCCCCAUAGACUUGGACGAUUUACGGCGGAACACACAGUAUGGAGGUGGUUUCUCGGAGGAGCAUCCAACGGUGCAAUGUUUCUGGAAGGUGGUGGAGACGUUCGACGACGACCAGAGGCGGCAGCUCCUCAAGUUCGUCACCAGCUGCUCGCGACCGCCGCUACUUGGGUUUAAGGACCUGCAGCCGCCAUUUUGUAUCCAAUCAGCGGGCGGGGCGGAGCGGCUGCCGUCGGCGUCGACGUGCAUGAACCUGCUCAAGCUGCCCGAGUUUCGCUCCGAGCGCCAGCUCGCCGACAAGCUGCUGUACGCCAUCCAGGCCGGCGCCGGCUUCGAGCUCAGCUAACUCAGUCACAAUUCCAGUCGUGUAAAGGAAAAUCUCAAUCAGGAUUGCCGGGGAGAUCGAAGUAAAUAUUUUUAACGGAUUUAUUUAUAUAAUGUUAAUGAAUGAUAUCAUUAAGUCGGUAUUGUAGUGUUUGUGUAAAUAAAUGUUACCUUCAUAUUUAUUG
This is a messenger RNA of Aricia agestis (brown argus), 3625 nucleotides long. Its product is annotated as ubiquitin-protein ligase E3C. Gene Ontology annotation, biological process: ubiquitin-dependent protein catabolic process; protein polyubiquitination. NCBI's taxonomy places the organism in Eukaryota, Metazoa, Arthropoda, Insecta, Lepidoptera, Lycaenidae. The record is from RefSeq and is a predicted model, not a curated record. Gene Ontology annotation, molecular function: ubiquitin protein ligase activity; protein binding.